Messenger RNA from Trichobilharzia regenti, 9597 nucleotides. The record is from the annotation of a GenBank genome assembly. Lineage: Eukaryota; Metazoa; Platyhelminthes; Trematoda; Strigeidida; Schistosomatidae.
GGACGCUGUAACGACCUUCGGUCCGUAGCGCGUUUACAAGUGUGAUAAUAGUCUGCAUCUGAUGAUUUUGCAUAUUCAAAUGCGUUCAUAUAUUCGAGGAACACGUUAGAAGGUGUAUGGCGCAUGCAGAUCGAAUAAUUAGUAACAGGAGUGGCUUAUUUUGUCCGAACAUCUAAUUUUCGACAUCAUUAAUGCCUCAAGAUUCUUGUUUUCGGAGAUUAAAAGGAUAUACCACUAGAACCUCAGUUCAACACAGCGUGUCAUCUCUUGGUAUUGAUCUAAAAAAAGAUACACUUUCCAUUUUGCAAGAUCUCUUAACUGGCAUUUAUAAUGAUUUUAUGGUCAUCUAUCAACCUUACAAUCGAUCCGAUCCUACACUUGAUGUAUCUACACAACAAAGAAUUGUUGCUAGACUUAAUGUCCUUGUACUUAUAUCCAAAAGAGUGUUUCAGGCAUUGCCUGCUAAUUCGUCAUUAAGAAUUCCACUCUUACAGGCAGUAUAUCAUAUUUUGCGUCUUCCUCUUUGGCAUUACAAUCGAUCAUUGCGAUGUUCAGCUCUACGUUGUCUACGUUAUUAUGUACACAGUGCUCAGGAUAUGGAGCUUCUUUUGAAAUGUCGUCUAGAUCUGUUAAUCUCUCGGUGUAUGGAUUUGUCUUAUCAUCAGAGUAAUGUAGUUCCAUCAAAUAAAUUAAUUGGAAAUUCCACUUUAAGAGGAGUUGACUAUCAGCAUCAUCAUCAUCAGCCUCAUCACCACCGAGCUAGAUUUGUGAUUCCGUAUGACAGUUCUCUUGUUAGUCCUACCCCAGUUUCUUCAUAUUGUCAACCUAGUAAACAAUCACCUUCUUAUCAAGGAAAUGAAAGCAUAGAUCAACUGAAUGAAAUGUCAAGAAAAGGCGUCAGUGUUACGCGUUUCCGUCGUUCUUCCCCUGCUAAGGAUUAUUCUGGCCUCCCGAUAAAAUCCUCUCUGACAACUCGAAACACUAUUGAGUCAUCUUAUAUGCCUGGUGCUACUAGUGAGCGUCCAGCUGUCCUACGUUUAAUCUAUCAUCUUGUCAACCUUUCGCCUCAUUUAAUUCCACCGAGUUUAAUACAUGCUAUCGCUGCACCUUGUCUAGAUGCUUUGAAUUACACAAUAAUGAGUCCAGAUGAUAAACGUGGUUUUAGAGGAGGAGGAGGUGGUGGUGGCGGGGGUAGGGGUCAUGCGUGUGUUGUAACAGGUGGACUCCGACGUCGUACCUCUCCCACCGGUAUCAUUCACUAUCCACUUUGUACUGCUGGUGAUUUGCCAGGAAUUGGAAUGAAGUUAAACGAUACUAACUAUGAUACAGAGGUGGAUACGACAACCAUUCGUAGUUGUUUAUUAAUUCUGUCUGAAUUGGUGAUUUUAGCUCCGGAACGUUUGACAGUUGACACCAGCUCAUCUUUUGUCCGUCAUUCAAAGAUCAAGUCGCCUGCGUAUUGCUUCCACCAAGAAAAUGCUUCUACUGCACCUGGCAGUAAUAAUAAUAAUGCGACAAAAGAACCCCUUCCAGUUGUUGGUAGAACUAUUAUUCAUGCGUUAAUGUCAACCUUCGCGUAUACAAGUACAAUGUACACAUAUCAUUCUUCACGUAUUCACGAGGCUGUAAUGCUUACUCUCAUUACAAUCCUGAAUCGUUCAGAUUAUGCUCAAUUUCUACCCAAUAGGGUUAUAUCGAAAUUUUUUGUCGCCUAUACAUCUACAUCGCAUUCAUUGUUACAUCGAAAAUCCUCGUUUGACACUUAUCCGUCAUUUACACUCUGUGCUAGAAAUGCGCUUAUCUUGAUGUUUCGUUCAUGGCCAGGCAUUUUCCAUUUUACACGUGAUGGCGUAUCAAAUUUGAAGACGCUAUUAUAUACCUUGGCUGUAGGCAGUACAGAAAACAGAAAUCAAAUCCUGGAUUUACUGUAUAGUUUAUUUCCAACAAUUCCUGUACCUCAUCCAUCUGUGAAAGACAUGGAACCGACUAUUUUGGGUCUAAUCGAAGCUUUGUCUACUGGAUCAUCGUCUCUACUACCUGUGAUGUAUGCGCCAAAUUCGAAUUCACGGAAGAAGACGAACAUUUUCACAACUGCCGCUGCUGCUGAUGAAAUGUCAUCCCUGCCGAAAUCACGACGUUUUGUAUCUUCGAUCUUGCCGGUGAGACGACCGUCAUCAUCAUCGAAUACUUGGGAUAUUGACGGCGGUUUCAUCGCUGCUGAAGGUUGUCGUCUAUUUUCUAAGUAUGAUUCAAUUGGAUUCGAUGUCAUGAAUAAUUAUUAUGCUCUUUUGUUGGCUAUAUUGAUUCAAGCGGGGCUAUAUGAAGCACUCAUGCGUGCAAUAUCCGAUUCGAAUCAAGUGACGUCUAUUCGUGCUGGUUAUCUUCUUGGCUCAUUGGCUUACAAAGUGGAAAGUUUGUUGCCUCAUGAACAUCCGGUGUGUAAGCGUCUCCAUCAAGUUGGCCUUUUACGUCCUGAAACACCGGGCAGUCAGCUAGCUGUAUUGUGGUUAGAACGUAUACAUCGUGUGAUGCAGUCACAUGAAGCUCGUCUUCGUGACCCCUCUAAUUUCAUCAGUGUACCUUACCAUUCACCAUUUCUGGAGUGUUUAGCCAAGCGGUCAGUUGACGCCUCCUCCUCCUCCUCUCCAGCUCGUCAUUCAGCGUUCACAGACAAUAUGGAACUUACGGAUGCCACUCUGGACCAUUUGAUUGCCUCAUCGAAUGUGUUGUCAUUCAAAGCCAAAUCUCAACAUGGUCGGUUUAGUCAAUGUCAAAUGACGACCACCUCUUGUAGUAGUAAACCCCCCGAUGUUUGGGAUUGGGAUAUUUUAACCACAUUAGGUCGUCGAUUAGCUGUUACACGGACAACGUUUUCUUGGGAGUCGAAGUCACGCUCCAAAUUUUUAAGAUCUCUUAUGGAGUUUUUAACACCAGAUGAAACGUACAGAAGAGAUUUGACCAGCUCAUCGGAUAAAUAUGCUCCAGCACUGCCUACAAUCGGACGUUCCUUAUCAUCGAUUCCCAAUAAACCGUCUAUCCUCCCUGCUGAUAGUCUAUUCAAUGUUGUCAUUAAUGGUAAUCGUAGUUGUCUCCAACAAAACCUAGACUACUGUACAAAUCUUCAAGGGAUUGACCGCUUGUUGUACAAUCGAGAGAAUAAAUUAUUUAGUAAUAAUGAUAAUAUUUGUAAAGAAAUCAACCCUAAAGAUGACAAUUUUAAUCUUUUAAGUUCUCAUUUAGUCAAUUCAUCAAAUGCUUAUUUGAAUUUAGCUUGGCUUUCGCAUGAUUGGCCUCAUGCAUCCGCUGCAGGAAUUCUCGCCUCUGGGCUAAUAUCACACUUAGCGUAUUAUUCUCCGACAAGUGAACCGUCACAGUUUUUGGAUCGUUUCCUCACUGUCCUUCAUUUGUGUUUGAAAUUUACUCUGAGUAAAAUUACCACCGAUUCUUCGAUCAAUGGGGAGAAUUUACCGGAGGAGAAAUCCAGCUCUGACAACUCCAUACCGAGUAAUAAUAAUAAUAUUGACAAUACCAAUGAUAAUGCCAAUUUAAUCCUACUCUUCUCUCCAAAGUUGCUGAAUAAAAGUUGCUCUAGCCUUAUUUUAUUAGCUGCAUCCCAGCUGACUACAUCAGAUGUCGGUGAAUCCCGUCUAGAGAAAAAUGAUCUAUGCAUCGAUUUUCAAAGUAUCUUAAUGUUUCCGAGCAAGUUGAAAAGACACGGGACCUCUGUGACAACAGACAGUCAAAAGUAUUUUCUAUGCCAUGCUAAAGUUAUUCUCUCCAGUCUGGAUUAUUCUCGUCCCAGCAAAAUGAGUCGUAUGCUGCUGACAACUGCAGCUAUUCAAGGGAUAAAAGCUUUACGAAUAUACACGAUUCGAUUGAUUCGGCUGUUGUUUCGUCUGAAACUGCCAUUUUUAGCCAGUUGGUGCAUAGAUUUGGUUGUAAAGUUAUGUAUGGAUCCUUCAAAGAAAGUACGUCGUCUUGCAUUAUGCUUAUUAGAAGAAUUAUGUUGGGAUCCAGCAAAUGUACAAGCUUUGUCACAGAACAUUCUACAAAGGAAUAGUCAAACAAAAGACAAACGAAGCAGUAUUUUGACAUGCUUUGCUGCCUAUCUACUGAAUACAAACACUGGUCCAAUUGGGCAUAGAAUAUUUUCUAGAGUCCUAUCUAUUACAAAUGUAUUUGAUCAAUUGUAUAUGCAUAAAAUAAUCAAACAGCCAAAUUCAUUGGUUGGUUAUGUUUAUGAUGGACGUGAAAGGAAUAAUAAUAAUAAAUUGAAGAAUUGUCAUAUUCCUUCAGACAAUCCACACAAUGAUUUCAUCGACACAUCACCUGAUAAUGACAAAUUAUCUAGUGUUAUCAAUCCUACUCCACGUCCUCCUGGUGAUGAGGAUGAUGAUGAUCACUAUGCUGAAGUGAACGAUACCAAUGGUGACAAUGAUCAGGCAAGUAUUCUAUGUGAUCCGAUCAACUGGAUCCUAGAUAUUGCGAAAAAGUAUUACAAUGAAGCCUAUGCCAAAGAUAUGGAUACCCGCCUAACAUCAAUGUUUGUUACCUAUGAAACACGAAAAUCCACGAAUGCCUCCUAUGCUAAUGCUGAAUCACAUUCCAAAAACUUACUGUUGCCAGUCAUCAGUAUCAUGGGAUUGGAGAAAUCAUCCUAUGUGAAUUUUACAACAGACAAUGAUGAGAAUGAUCGUGAUCAUGAUGAUGAUGAUGAUGAUCUUGAAGACAGUGUUGAUCAUCCAAGUAAUACAGAGUUUACUUUUGAAGAUAAUUACUUCAUUGAAGGAGCUGAUAAUAAUGCUGAUGAUGAUGGACAUGACACUUAUUAUUUACCGCCUCCAUUAUCGACUGCUAGAUCGGUUUCGUAUCAUAAACUAUCAAAUGGUUGCGAUAGUUAUCAUUGUCUAGCCCUUUUAAAACAUCCCUAUGGAUGCUUAGCUGAACAUCGUCAUGGAAUUGACUUAUUAGAUAAGAGAAUGGAUUUGGAGCUUGCUGUUGCAAAUAUACGUGCAUAUGAAUCUCGAUUAUCCAGCAGAAAUACUACUACUGCUAUGAUGGAUGAAAAUUUCGAAAAGUUUCCUAUCAAUGAUACAAAUACACUACUUAAACUGAAAGCUGAUAUGUGGGCCUUAGCGCACGCUUGUUCAACGUCUUUUGGACAGUUGUGGUUAUCCAAACAUCCAGAGCUGGUGAAAUUAUUCACUAAUAUUACUCUUCACUCCAGUACAAUGAGUGUUAGAGCGAUAGCAUGGAUUUGUUUAAAUUUAAUUACUUCCUGUCCUAAUGGAUAUUUUCGAAAGUGCCAAGGUUCUUCAAUUUCUGCUAAAAAUCAACAGGCAUGCAGUGAACCUUUAGAUUGUGAUGAAUUGACAAAUGAUUGGCCAUUCAUCCCAUAUACUGAUAACAAUAAUAAUAAUAAUGAAAGUAGUCAUAGUAACAAGAAUAAUGCGAGUGAGAAUGUUAUUUCCGACAACCUAGAGUUUCACACAACCCUCCAACCGAAUAGUGCCCAACUUGAUGCGGUAAAGUUUGACCAAGAUGCAUUUCAGUCUGACAACGGACUACUUUCUGAUGUAUACGAUGUCGUUGGUCCAUCAGUUCAUUACGAAACUGAGCACAAAACAGAUAAACACGUUGUUGACCGGAAACCUUCGAAACCAUCCAUUCGAAGUCAAGUAGUUGAAAAUCUCAAUCGUUCACGACGUCGCUGGUGGUUUCAUCGUCAUUGUUCACCUAAUCAUAGACGUUUUUCUCCGCCGGCCUGUGAAUCAUCGUCUUUUUUUUCAAAUAAUCCGCAACAGCGACAACAGCAGGUAUCAUGCAAUAGGUCGAAUCAUUCAUCGUUAACCUCAUCAUCACAAUUGCCUGCAUUCAUUUGUGAAAUAUCACCACGUGGAAACAACAGUUUGUUAUCUUCCAGCCAACAGCCGUAUUUAACAUGGACACAUCGAAAUUGUAUACAACAUCGACAAACUGUUCUAACUGCACCACUGACGUCAAGUCGGUUAACUCCUGUCUGUGAUCAUGAUACUGUGAACAACGAUAACAACAAGUCGAUUAUCGAUCAUUCAUGGACUUCAUCAGCUGAUGUAUACCUUACAAAUAAACGUCAGUUGAUUUGUCUUCCGAAAGAUAUACAUAUUCUUGGAAACAAGAAGUACACUACAGUGGAAAACACCUAUCAGUUCAUUCAGCAAUCAUCAAUAUUUGCUAAUCAAUCAUUUACUUGUAGACAAUUCGAUCGUCUACGGUGUUCAAUGACACUAUCGAAUGCACAGAAAUCUUCUUGUAAACCUUUCAAAUCGUUCAUUGAUGUUGCUGUUGAUGCUCAAAUGUUAUUGUCUGCAUAUAGCCAACGGAAAUGCUCCUCUACUUUAUCGUCUAUCCCAGCGGAUGAAAUAUCAGUGGAUACAUCGAAUCCAGACGGUGUGAUCAAUAGUGGUACUUCAGAUAACGAGAAUCAACUGUAUUCCUCUGAUAGUAUACAAGUUACUGGUGCUUCUAAUUGUUCAUCGUCUCAUGAUGGUGAAACUAGUCGAAAGGUUUCCCUCAAAUCGGAUGAAUUGAUGAAACAGAUUUCAUUACCACCUUUAUCUACGUCCAAUUCACUGCUAUCUUCUGAGAGCUGUUUGCUUCAGAAAGACGCGUAAGUGAAUUUUUCCGUCCUCCAGUUAUUUAACCUGUACACACAGGUAUUGGUGGCACUAGCUAGCUAGUAACUAAUGUAAUGUGUCUAGUCCUUUUCGUUUUGGUGCAGGCUGUUUUGUUUCUUGCAUUUAACUCUACUUAAGUGUGACUGUACAUUUGUCAUUUUUGUUGUUACGCUUCUUCUUCCUCCGUAGUUGAAGUGUUCUUCCUGUGUUUUCCUGAGAACUUUCCUUUAAUACUGCUCAUUCAUCGUGAGCGCUAUCAGGUCCUAUUCUCAGAUAAGCCUUAUCAUAGUUUUUUGCAAAGAGGGAUUUUUGUGAACGAAUGAUAUUCUGUUGAUGAAUUUUCUUCAAUGUGUAAUUUUUCAUUGUACCUUACACACAGUACAUAAUUUACAGAUAACUACGUCGCCUGAUAUCUUGCAUUCAUUUUAUUCUUACUUUGUGGAAUAAUUAGAUAACCAAUAUUAAGUCGGGUAAGUGUGCUCUUUAAAUCAUCGUUCACGCGAAUUCCUAUUAGAAGUAAUAAUGAUGAUAAUAAUACAAAGAUCUACAGUUCGCUAGCAGAUUUGUUUGACCCCAAGGAAUAAUCGUGAGAUGUGUUUUCUCCAAACAGAACAGCUGAAAGACAAUAAUAGUCAAAUAAUUUCCGUGAGAAAUAAUUAUAUACUACAGUAUAGACUCGGUAGUACAGCGAUAGCAUGCUCUCGUCAACUACACCUCAAGUGGUCCAGGAUUGAAUCCUCGGCCGACGCACUCCUCGCUAACCCUUGUCACCUAACCGGUAGUAGAUCUGGUUAAGUGUGAUAUAAAACACCACUGCUACAGAAACUUCAAAAAAAACUCUUGCUUUUGAAGCCUUAUGAUGUUCCACUAGGAACUUAUAGGAUUAAAAAAUAGACUCCGUGGAGAGUGUUCGUCAAAAAAAAGUGAAAUAUGACACUUUUUUUGUCUGACUAAUAGAUAGAUAGUCAAUGUUCAUACGAUUCGAAUCGCGGCCAGCUCUAGCUAGUCUGAGUUGGAGUCCUAAAGCUUAUUUCAGACUUGGCGACCGGCUAGUGUAUUAUCACUCUUCAUACAAUAAGUGAGUGGUUCAUAUAUCGUUUAUAGACAGACGUCCGAGGAUUUCAUAGAGGAGAUCGUGUAUUGAGGAGGAGAUGAGAGACUAUGAUUAAUCAUGAAAGCAGCCAGCUAGAGGCGAGAAAAGAAGACUCUAGGAGGUCUGGAUUUCGCGCGUCGAUGUCUCACUUCACAAAAUCAACAAAAUAACUGAAGAAGCUGGCAGGGAAUACAGGACUUCAGCGGAACAUAGUAAAGAUGGAGGUGGUGAAAAUAACUAACCAAACAACAAUCAGCACCAAUCAUUAAAAUCAAACGAGAAAAUUUGAAAGACGGUACUUUGUGUCAUCACUUAUCUAGGAAGCCAGCAUUAUUUCAGCUACAGACAAUCGGUUCAACCAAUGAAGAUGUCAAAGCCAGCCACUCAGGAUCGAAAGUCAAGAUACACCAUCGUCAUCACUCUGAAAUCAGUUUGGAAAUCUUCUCCACUCCUCAGCAUAAAGGACAAAACUCGAAUUUUCUACAGAAACGGUAAGUCAGUUAGUUCUCCUACAUGGGUGUGUGUGUGUGUGUGCGUUUCUUGCAGCCAGAUACAGGCUUUUACCAACAACUAGGCAGAAAGAAUUAGCCAUAAUUGAACUCUAGGAACCAAUCAACCAACCAACGAAGAACCUGUUGCCGAACAAAUACGCGAAAACAAAAAUGAAGAUGGACCGCACACAUGCUAAGGAGAUCGUUGAUUAGUGACAAUAAGCGCCAGACACCAGGUCAUCACUUGAGUGGGACCGGAAUUCGGAACGAUGGGUGUUAUACUCUUUGGUGGGUGCAACCCUGACAUGGAGGAGAUCAUGUGUGGUGUAUAUAUAUAUAUAUAUAUAUAUAUAUUCUGUCUCUCCCUCCAUCUUCUCCAUGUUGUUUUUUGUCGCUUUCUAUAUCUCAUGUCGAUAGGCAGGCAUUGUGUCAUUCCGAUUGCACUUAUGCGGUGUUGAGUCAGUGAAAAAAGAUUUAGUGAUUAACUUCUUUGUCGCUGUCUCUACCUAACUAUAUUACAUUUGAAUACUUCUACCCUGUUCCAUGCUAUUGUGUGAAUAAAUGCAAGUAAAUGAGAUUCAAUGGCCGAGCUAAUUUUCUCUGUUAUUUAUCCUGAACCUCAAUACAAAAUACCUCAAUUCUAUGUGAACUAAUUCCUACAUAGUGAAACAGAAGUGGAUGAAAUUAAAAAGAUGCAAAAAUAACUAAUUUUGACAUAACCCUUUUUGUUGAUUAAUAUCUAAAUUAAUAUAUAUCUGUAUAGAGGCAGUCACGAAUAAAACGGACAUUCUUCCUGAACUCAAGUGUUGAUGUAAUAAUAUCAGGUGUUCAGUUAUGCCUGACCCCCACUGUAUUCAAAUUUCAAAAUAAACUAUUUUAACAAACGAACUGAUUGGUAUUGGGAUCACCGAUAUCCCCAAUAGUAGCAGACAUAUAAAUCUAUACUUGGUAAAAUAAAACUCUAAAAACCUUUAAACCUUUCCCAGAGGUAGAUUAUGGUGGAGACAUGCAAAUGACACAUUCUCUGUGUUGAAAUCUGAACAUAUCGCUCACUUUUUCACAAAUAUAUACACGUAAUAGUGGACAGAAUCCAAUUUACUUCUGAGUUAGAAAAUGAACAAGGCGAGUUGGCCACGAUAAAUUGUAGCAUAAAAUGAAAACAAUAUGGUGGAUUAGAUACUAGCAUUUGUAGGAAGCCGAUACACUCUGAUAAAUACUUAGACUUAAAGUCGAUAAAGGAAGAUUGGGUUAGGAUUUCAUCAUGAGCUGACAUUAGUUAGAGAACCAUUGGAAAACCUGGGAGUACUGGACAGCCGUUUCGUCCUAGUUUGGGACUCUUCAGCAGUACGCACCCACC